AUGGUCUAAAUGUAACUAGUUAUACUCAUUUCAUUUGGAUCAUGAUCUUAGUUCUUAAACAGUGUAAGACACUGGCACACGGCCAUUCAGUGCAUCAGUACAUUAGUAACCUGGACAAUGGCAACCCAUUCUGGCACACCAUCUGUUUGACGAAAAAACCCAAUGAACAACAAUGACUCAUCUCUGGAUUACCUACCUAUCCCACAUUGUUAUAUUUCUGUUGUUUCCAACUCCUCCCCAUUUGCCAAUGUGUUUAUUGGAGUGGCUGAGGCAGCAAAUCUCGAGAAGUGGAAUACCAUGAAAAGGAAAUGUAUCAAGAUGUAGUGGAGGAAUAAGUGUGUAGGAAACCACAAAUUCUCCUUAAAAACCAUUUUAGCUACUGAAAUUCAUUUGUGUUUUAGCUACUCCGUCUGGCAAAUUGUAAUACGCUGGUACUUAUUUUUCGAUUGUUCUUGCUUAUGAGUUUUUCAUUUCAGGUGAAGAAAGAAGUGAAGUCGUAAAUACCAACAGUUGACAAUGACGGAAGAAGUUGAAUCAGGUGCUGUUCCAGCAGAAUGUGUUCGCCAGUACAAGUCACUGCUGCAGUGCCACCGUCGUAUCCCAGCAGGGCCAGGGAGGGAUGCCGCGUGCCGGCACCUGAACCAAUCACUCGCAAAUUGUUUGGUGGCUACAAUCUGCCCUGACGAAUCAGAGGCAGUAAAGAGUCUCUGUGGAAGUGGUGGAACUGCUCUGAAGCGAUCCCAGUGUCAACAGGCUCAGCUUUCUCUUGCCGUUUGCCUUUCUUCUCACCAAAAUUGAACUCCAAUUUUUUUAUAUUUAACAUUAUCUAGUGCAUUUUGUGUAUCUACAAUUUGGGCUUUA
This is a messenger RNA of Daucus carota subsp. sativus, 861 nucleotides long. RefSeq lists its product as uncharacterized. The record is from RefSeq and is a predicted model, not a curated record. The transcript is spliced from 2 exons. NCBI's taxonomy places the organism in Eukaryota, Viridiplantae, Streptophyta, Magnoliopsida, Apiales, Apiaceae. The coding region runs from base 517 to 798 and encodes 93 amino acids.